Messenger RNA from Aspergillus campestris IBT 28561, 685 nucleotides. Its product is annotated as F1F0 ATP synthase subunit d. The record is from RefSeq and is a predicted model, not a curated record. Gene Ontology annotation, biological process: proton motive force-driven ATP synthesis. Gene Ontology annotation, molecular function: proton transmembrane transporter activity. Bases 1 to 522 code for a protein of 173 amino acids. Lineage: Eukaryota; Fungi; Ascomycota; Eurotiomycetes; Eurotiales; Aspergillaceae. The transcript is spliced from 4 exons.
AUGGCUGCCCGUAGCGCCGCUACCAAGAUCGACUGGACCAAGGUGACGGGGUCCCUGGGCCUGCGUGGCCAGACGGCCACCUCGCUGCAGGCCUUCAAGAAGCGCAACGAUGACGCCCGCCGCAAGGUCACGGCGCUGUCCGAGCAGCCCCAGACCGUCGACUUCGCCCACUACCGCAAGGUGCUGAAGAACCAGGCCGUCGUCGACCAGAUCGAGAACCAGUUCAAGACCUUCAAGCCGGCCACCUACGACGUCAACCGCCAGGUCAAGGCCAUCGAUGCCUUUGAGGCUCAGGCUGUGCAGAGCGCCCUUGAGACGAAGGGUAAGGUCGAGGCUGAGCUGCAGAACCUCCAGAAGACGCUGGAGAACAUUGAGACUGCUAGGCCGUUCGAUGAGCUUACUGUUGACGAGGUCGCUGCUGCUCAGCCCGAGAUCGACGAGAAGACUUCUUCGCUGGUCUCCAAGGGCAGAUGGAUGCCCGCUGGCUACAAGGAGCGCUUCGGCGAUAUGUCUGUUGUCUAAGCUCGUAUCCCUUGUGCCCGAUAUCUCCGUCGACCGGGUCUCACCUGACAACGUCUCAUUUGAGGCAUGGCCAGAUCGAAUACCCUGGCGUCUGGGGGUGUGAUCUGGUGGAUGGAUUGUGUAUAGAAACAUUGUUCAAUUUAGAAGAUGUCUUCUUCUUUUC